This is a messenger RNA of Folsomia candida, 856 nucleotides long. RefSeq names its product NAD(+) hydrolase SARM1. Lineage: Eukaryota; Metazoa; Arthropoda; Collembola; Entomobryomorpha; Isotomidae. Gene Ontology annotation, molecular function: NAD+ nucleosidase activity; signaling adaptor activity. Gene Ontology annotation, biological process: response to axon injury; signal transduction; negative regulation of MyD88-independent toll-like receptor signaling pathway. The transcript has 4 exons. The record is from RefSeq and is a predicted model, not a curated record. Bases 46 to 738 code for a protein of 230 amino acids. Gene Ontology annotation, cellular component: dendrite.
GAUUAUGCACUUUGUCAUUUGCGCAGUUCACUCAAUUCAAACAAAAUGACCUCUUUUCGACUCAUCCUUAUUUUGCAUCUCUUGCCCUUCUUCGUUGGUCUUUGUGUGGCCGUUGACGCUUCACCUCACGAUAAUCAUCAAGGGUUCAACCCUUAUUGGCGUCAGUUAUCCGGUGACUUGGACUCCACCAAUUUGGCAGCAAAUAACGGAAUUGUUAAUGAUACUGAAAGUGUUGAUCAUUUUGACGGUUUCAUCUCGUACCGUCGCGCACCCUCGAAGCACUUGGCCAUGUUGAUCAAAGUGAUGUUGCAGCAAGAAAAUGUCAGCGCUUUUCUGGACGUGGAAGAUUUGGAGGGUGGAGCAUGGGACGUGCAGCUUAUGCAGAACGUUGAAUUGUCCCCCAAUUUUCUUCUACUUUUGAGCAAUGGGACCCUCGACAGGUGUAUUGGCGACGUCAACUACACAGACUUUCUCCACAAGGAAAUCAAAGCAGCCGUAGAUUCAGAGAAGCGGAUUGUUCCCGUUUUCGAUGAGGAUUUUGAUUGGCCAUCCACAGAGUUAUUGUCGCCCGAAAUUAACGCAGCUCUGGCUAAUCAGGGACUCUUUUGGGAACAUCGCUUGGUUGAUCAAAGCUUGCAACGAUUAAUCAGCUACAUGAUCAUGAUUGCGCCCAAACAAGAUCAACAUGCUAAGCAUCAAAAUCAUAUACAAUCAGACGGUAAGAAAAAACAUGGGUAAAAUCAAACUAAAUAUUGUUAAUCGGAUCGUCUAAGAAUGAUUAAAUAACAAAAAUUACAAAACUAUGCAAAUUAUUUAUGUAUGCAUACUAAUGAAUAAUGAUAAUACUACACAUUUA